Molecule: messenger RNA, 644 nt
Organism: Fundulus heteroclitus (mummichog)
Lineage: Eukaryota; Metazoa; Chordata; Actinopteri; Cyprinodontiformes; Fundulidae
Product: receptor tyrosine-protein kinase erbB-4-like
Exons: 3
Coding region: 83-547 (154 amino acids)
Source: RefSeq, a predicted model, not a curated record
UGCGUGAGAACAGCGAGGAUAUCUUAACUGGACAUGUGAGUUAUACGGGAGUUAACAAGACAAGACUUCUUUUGGAUCAAAGAUGAAGUUCCAGGUGUGCGUCUUAGUCACUUUGUUGGUGAUCCGCUGGAGUGCAGCGCAGUCAGUCUGCCCUGGUACAGAGAACAAGCUGAGCAGCCUGUCUGACCUGGACCAGCAGUACCGCACCCUGAGAAAGCUCUAUGAGAACUGCGAAGUGGUCAUGGGCAAUUUGGAGAUCACAAGCAUUGAUCGAAACCGCAAUCUCUCAUUCCUAAAGUCCAUACGAGAAGUGACCGGCUAUGUCCUGGUUGCACUGAAUCAAUUCGAGUACCUGCCCCUGGAGAACCUGCGGAUAAUCCGAGGCACCAAACUGUACGAGGGGCGCUAUGCUCUGGCCAUCUUCCUCAACUACAGGCGGGACGGCUUCUAUGGCCUGAGGCAGCUGGGUUUACGCAACCUCACAGGUAAGAUAGACGUCAACCCAAAAUAUUUACUUUUUUCUUUGUUCCUACACAGAAAAAUCUAGAAAAGUAUGCAACGUGUUUUCAGAAAUUAUGAUUUCCAGACUUUAUUUCAAAUUCUAUUGCCUAAAUGCUGAAUCCUUCCUUCCAUCAUUCCUCCUU